Molecule: messenger RNA, 746 nt
Organism: Scophthalmus maximus (turbot)
Lineage: Eukaryota; Metazoa; Chordata; Actinopteri; Pleuronectiformes; Scophthalmidae
Gene: mix23
Product: mitochondrial matrix import factor 23
Exons: 5
Coding region: 60-494 (144 amino acids)
Cellular component (GO): mitochondrial intermembrane space; mitochondrion
Source: RefSeq, a predicted model, not a curated record
GCACCUCGCUGAACAGUCACCUCGCGCGUUGUCUCGCAGAGGACCCCACACAGUCCACUAUGGCGGCGCCCGAUGGAACUUUAAACUGUGAGGACUUCUCAAUGUUUCAGGAGGUGCUGAAGGUGAUGCGCACCAUAGAUGACCGCAUCGUCCAUUCCCUGAACACCACCGUGCCCACAGUCUCCUUCUCGGGCAAAGUGGAUGCCACGCUAACAUGCAAACAACUCUACGAGUCCAUGAUGGAGGCCCAUCUGAGCAGAGACCAAGCUAUUAAGGCCUGUAUAGCCCAAACAUCCAAGGUGGUGGGACAACUGCGCGGUGAAAGGGCGAAAGACAGCGAAAACCUGGUAACCAUCAAACAACUCAGAAAGGAGCAGACCAAGUUAAAGCUGAUGCAAUCAGAGCUGAGUGUUGAAGAAGUUGUCAAUGAUAGAAGUCUGAAGAUUUUCCAUGAAAGGUGCCGAAUCCACUACACGCCUCCGCAGGUGAAGUGAAGCUUUUCUCUGAGAUCAGUUGCUUUCACUCGGAGGUUCAAACCCAGACCGGAGCCGGAGCCGAACCCGCGACCUGCCCGCUGAGUCCCGACGGCGGGCAGCUCACCAUCCAGGGCCUCACUGACCCUCUUUUCCGACACACUUACAGUAUAUUCCUUUGGUUAUUAUAUUGCAUUACCACCGCUGUAAAACAGUCAUUUCUACGCCUCAUUGUACAAAAAUGACUUUUUUUUUAAACGAGAGUGAAAUGUU